Molecule: messenger RNA, 333 nt
Organism: Oikopleura dioica
Lineage: Eukaryota; Metazoa; Chordata; Appendicularia; Copelata; Oikopleuridae
Source: the annotation of a GenBank genome assembly
AUGAAUAACAUAAAUAUCAUCGCCGCCCUCGUUGCCGCCAUCUCCGCCUCUGCCUUGACCGGUGAGUUGGAUACCAAGGCCGGUUGUGCUUGCUGCGCCGGACUUUCCAUCACUUGCUGCAUCACCUGCUGCAUCACCAGCUGCAAGGCUGAAGAUCAAGCCCUCCAGAGCCGGGGCCUUUCUGAGCUCCAAGCUCGACACCCAGAAGCCGACAUCAUGGCUUGCGUUCCCUGCGCCAAGUGCCUCGCCGACGGAGAAAUGUGCGACGAGUGCGAAGUCGGAGGCAAGUGCGACGCCAACGUCUACGCUGAAUUCGUCGCUGAGCUCCAGUAA